This is a messenger RNA of Ogataea polymorpha, 1569 nucleotides long. RefSeq lists its product as uncharacterized. Bases 1 to 1569 code for a protein of 522 amino acids. Lineage: Eukaryota; Fungi; Ascomycota; Pichiomycetes; Pichiales; Pichiaceae. The record is from RefSeq and is a predicted model, not a curated record. The transcript is spliced from 2 exons.
AUGUCGACGAUGUGCACGUUUGGAAAUAAAAAACAGUAUGAUUUGGAGGUUGAGAGGCUGGAUUCUAAUACACAGCUUGUUCCUGAAGCAAGGACUUUGGAGAAAAGGAAUUUCAACUUAAUCAUAAGCUCUACAGGCGAGUAUUCGAAGUAUUUCUCGCUUUUCUUUUUCCCGUUUGCCGAAAAGGAAUCCAAUGUCAAUACCAUCGUUGGCCUUAGUCAUGAUGACCAUGACCAGUGUGUUGUUUUCGAUUUUACAAGACCUGUCAAACCUUUAUCUGGCGUCCGCGACCUGGUGGAGCGACUCCCAUCUCGAGAGGAUUGCAACUUUCUUGUCUGGUAUUUUUUCGAAAACAUUCAUCCAUAUAUACCCAUAGUGGAUCAAGAGGAGUUUUUCAUCCACUACGGGCAGUUGUGGAAUACGCAGGAGAAAUACAAAGAUCUCAAUGGACUUCUCGAAAUUUUAGCAGUGUUAUUUAGUAGCUCACUGGUGAAUCAGCUGUCCAAUAUGUUUCAUUACGGAAGCAUGCAACAUAUUAGUGACAAGGUGGAUUUUGAGAAUGUCAAACUCAACAGCUUCCGUGCCAUUGAAAAUAUCAAGCAUUGGAUAAGCAUAAUGAACUCCCCAUCAAUGUCAUCUCUUGUCGCGGCCACCCUUAUCUAUUAUGUUGGCUCGCUAAAUUGCAUUGGGAAGAACAGUGAAAUAGCAUCUCUCAGCCGUUUGUGUCAGAUAGCCGGUCUGCACAGAAAUUUUUCGGCUCAGUCGUCUGGAAGCUCCCUAAGAUACAUCCUUUACAGUUUCAUUUCGUACAUGGAUUCACUGUCAUCCUACUACAGUGGACUGCCUCCAACUAUGCACCGAGAUUUCUGCGAGACCUACAAAAAUCUUCCAACUGAUUUAGAUCACCAUUCACUGGUCUACUUAUCCAUACAGUUUCACAAUGGGAUUCUUUGGGGAGACGUUAUCGCGGAAAUGAAUAAGAUUCGAGUUACCACUCAGAGUGAAUAUGAUUCUAUAUUUGAACGCUUUGUGGAUACACAACGGCUAGUUAACAGCUUAAACCACAGACUUUUGACAGAAUUCAAUCUUGAUCCAAUCUAUGCAAAAUGGCUAGUCACCGAGGGAAGACUUGGGAUCCGCAAAUCAGCUUUACUCAUAAAUAUAUUGAGGGAUUCCGUCAUGUCUUCAGAAGACUCUUUGGAUGAUCCUAGCUACAGUCUCCUGCUUCAGUCGUUGCUGCUGGUUAAUGAGUCUAUCAUGAAAAUUGAGUUGGGCCUUAGAUGUAAGCCUGCGUGCUUGUGGGUAAUCAGGAACUCAUACCCAUUCCAAGCCUUGACCAUAAUUCUGAAGCAUAUCCAGCAGCACCCUAAUCAAGGGGUUAAUUUUCGCAUGCUUCCUGUCGACGAAGAGUACACUGUAGAUGAGUUGUUUGAUUAUUUAAAUGGUGAUAUCAGGGCGCCACUAGUGAGGAAAUGCAUCCAGUCGCUAGAAAAGAUCAAGAUAUUGUGGCCGGCUGUUUUGCUCACAAGAUUUGACGGGGUGAUCAAGGUUAAAAAUGAGGUACUAUGA